Trichogramma pretiosum is the source of this 4985-nucleotide messenger RNA. RefSeq names its product transport and Golgi organization protein 1-like (gene Tango1). Gene Ontology annotation, biological process: protein secretion; vesicle cargo loading; endoplasmic reticulum to Golgi vesicle-mediated transport. The record is from RefSeq and is a predicted model, not a curated record. The transcript is spliced from 16 exons. Gene Ontology annotation, molecular function: protein binding. Lineage: Eukaryota; Metazoa; Arthropoda; Insecta; Hymenoptera; Trichogrammatidae. Gene Ontology annotation, cellular component: endoplasmic reticulum exit site; endoplasmic reticulum membrane. The coding region runs from base 577 to 4515 and encodes 1312 amino acids.
GGCAGCGACGCGUUCGCAGUGCAUAUACAAGCCGUUGUCUAUCGGGCACACUGAUUGAGCCGCAGAGACAUCCCGCGAGUCUUGUCUGAUAAGACUGCUACAUACACUGGUUGCGGAGAUGUCGAUCGCUGCUGGCGUACGCGACGACGACGACGUAUUUUUUAUUAUUUGCGCCGCCGACUUCAGACUUGACACGUCGUCGUGCUUUCUGUUUAUAUAGUGUUUUGCGCCUCGGUUGCGAAAUCUCGCGCUCGGCGCCUACGCACCAAUCGAGACGUCGACUCGGCUAAAAAUUCGGAGUCGUGAUUCGCGGGGCCUUUCACAGUAGUGCGAAUUGUGCGUGUGCGACUUGCAGCUUGCUUCGCGUAUUUCGUUUAAAGUGCUACAGUGCUGCCUUGUAAUAUAAACGUUUGGUUUUCGCAGUCCGUGCAAAAGUACACAUCAUCUGUGGAAAAGAGCGCACGACACGACACAAACGGCUGUCAAUAUCCAUAACGCUUGACCCGAUGACAGCGAGCUCCCAGGCCAAAUCACCAUCUGCGUGCAGCGUCUCCCGAAGAAAUUGGCAGCAGCACGAUGAAAUUAGCCAGUGACGCGGAUAGUCCUGGUCGACGGCUUCGCGCAACCAGCAGCAGCAUGCGAGCUGCCCAGAGGACAAAGUCGCCCGGGACCUUGGCACUCUUCGCCGUUGGCCUGCUGUUGUUUGUCGACUGCUGCUUCCAGACCAGCGAGGCCAAGGUGUCCGAUCAGCGACGAUGCUACGACCCAGACUGCUCCGUCGCUGUUUCAUAUGGUAAAACAACUAUUCCUUAUCCCUCAAAAGACCCUGAUGUAUUGAGUUUUCCUGCCAAUGUGGAGGUCAAAGUUUUCAGUAAAGAAGCAGGCUCUAGACUUGAUCUUUGGGGUGUUGAGAUAAAUGGUAAGAGAGGCUAUGCUCCAUCAAAGUUUAUCCGCGAAACCAAAAUCGUACAUCCCAAUUUGGAUAAAUUAGUGCCAAUUGAAGAAAGUUAUAAUGUACAGUCCAAGGAUAACACGAAACAAGCUGAGGAACAGAUUGAGGAUAAUAAUAACAUUUUUAAUACUCUUCAAGAGAGUCUCAACGAAGCAGAAAUACCAAAGGAUGAAUUAAAUGAAAAUAUUCAAAUCAGUCAGGAAAAUGACAUUUCUAGUGAUGAACAACUCAUUGAAGAAAAAAAUAAUCAAGCUCAUGAUUCUCAAGAGGUCAAGGAAUCAACUAGUGAUGAGAAUGUGAAAAUGGAAAUAUAUCCUGAUAUCAUCAAAUCUACAUUUUCUGCUUUUUCUGGAUUAUCUGGAAUAUUGAAUGGUGAUGAUGAUGAAUCAGAAGAAGAUGAAACAAAAGAAGAAUUCAAAGUAGAAAAUGAUACACAAAGUAAAGAGCCUGAUCAAAUCACAUUGAACAAUAAUCCUGAUCUUAGUGUUGAUACUACUACUGAAUCAGAGAAUGUAUUAGAUAAAAAUUUUGAUGAACCAGUGUCUCCAGAUAGCUUAACAUCUGAAACACCAAUUGAAACUAUUGAAGAGGCUGAUUUAAAAAACACUUUUGAAAAAGUUGCAGAACUUAUUAAACCAAAGGAAAGUGCUGAAGAGAACCCAACAUAUAUUUCUGAAGAAGUAUCUGAACAGAAAAACGUUGAUGAUGCAAAUGAUGAGUUUAAUAGUUCAGAAAUUAUUGAAGAAGACAAGAAUUUAAAUUUUUCUAUUGAUAGUAUAAAAGUUGAAAGCAGUGAACAUGAAUUUCUUCCAAAAUCUAAUAUUAAUUUAAGCGUAGAUCAUAAUGACCAUGUUGAAGAAAUUCCAGAAGUUCCAGUUGUUAAUUCUGAAAACAUUGAAGUUUUACCUUUGUACGAUGAAAAAAGUUCUGAUUUAAGUGUUUCAAAUAAUAGUAAUAAUAUAAUAUCUGAGCCUCAAAGUAAUGAUAUCAAGUCUGAUGAAUCAAUAAAUGCUAGCAUAAAUUCUGAAAAAGUUGAAGAUUUAGCAGAAAUAACAGUAACAGAUGAACAAAAAGUAAACACAUUACAGCAAAAACCAGUAAUUCUUGUUGAUACUUUACCUGAAUCUUUUAGUACUGAUGAUUCCGUUAUUUUACAAGUGCCUUUAGAGAAGGAAAUUAAAGAUGAAGCAGUUAUACAGUCUAAUCAAGAUUUUUUAUCAUUAAGUAACAAUCAUGAAAGUCUUCCUGAAUAUGAAAACUUUCCCACUGAAAACAAUGUUGAGACUGUUGAAAAUUUAACUGUUUCAAAUGUACUAACACUGGAAUCAAAUGUUAAUAAUGAUACAAGUUCAUUAAAUAUCUUAAAUGAAAACGAUUCUUUAAUAGAUAGUUCAGAGGUUAACUAUCAGCCUAUAGAAUCUAAUAUUGAGAAUAAUAUUCCCCAAAAGUUUAAUGUCCUUCAUGGCAAUAGAAAUCUGUUGAAUGCUGAGAGUAUUGGGUCAGAAGAAUUAGUAAUCGACAACGUCGCGUCUAAUAGUCUUCAAACUCCACCUGCUUCAGUUUUAAUUACUGAAGAAGAUGAAAAAGUUCAUUCUAUAUUUAGUGGAAUAAAAGAAACAGCUAUGACUCCUGAAACCUGCGAUCAGAUUGAUUCUAAAUUUGUGCUUGAGGAAUCUUCACAUCAAUUCUUUUAUAUUUGUAUAACAGCUGUUACAACCUUAUUGUUUUCUCUUGGUUACUAUUUAAUUGAAAACAAACGACGAGAUGCACAUCUUAUAUCAAAAAUUAAUAAACUCGAAAAGGAUUUGAUGGUAACAAAAAAAGAAUGCAUCAUUCUUGAUGAAAAUUUCAAGUCCACAAAAACAAAGUUGGACUCCAUUGAGAAUGAGUCAUUUGGUUCAAAUGAGAUGGUGUUAUCAUUAAAAGCAGAUUUGGCUACUUCUGAGAAUGUUCGAGGUGAAUUGGAAGAACAAAUUGCGAGUCUAGAGAGAGAAUUAGAAACUGCAACUGAUACUGGAUUAGAAUUAGAGCGUAUGUUGCGUGAAAUGCUAUCUUCACAAAAAGAUGAAAAUAAUCCAUUAGCCAAGAAGAUAGAAGAUUUACAAGUUAAAUUAAAUGAACAACAGUCUGCCAAUGAAUAUUUAACUAAUGCUUUAGCAACCAAAACUCAAGAGAAUGAGAGUUUAACUGCAGAUCUCACUGAAAAUUUGAAAAAAGUUGAAGAAUUACAGACUGAAUUAACUUCAGUGGCUGAGGAACUUAAAAUUCAAAGAAGUACAAACGAAGAUAUGAAGCAAACGCUCUCAUCUAAAAUUCAAAAUCUAGAAAUUCAAGUUAAUACUUUGAGUGAUGAAAAAUCAAUCAUAAGAAAGCAAUUGAGGGCUAAAGAAUUAGAAGUUGCAGAGUUGUUGAAGGUAGUUGAACAACUUAAUUCAAGUAAUAUAGAUUUAGAAAAGAUUUACGACGUGUCACAAGUCAAAGUAGAACUUAGUCAUUUGCAUGAAGAGAGAGAUGAACUAAAGGCUAAAUUGAUUGAAGAAGAGGGUGCUCGUCAAUUAUUAGAAGAACACAUGAAAGUUAUAUCAGAAGAAGUUAUAUCUUUGAAAGACCAAUAUAAAAUAGCAGAAAAAGAAAAGUCUGAUGCAGAAACUCGCCUAGAAGUGCUGACGAAAUUUUUCGAAGACAAGGAAAAUCAAAGGCAAAAGGAAGAGGCUUUGUGGAUGGAAAAACAAGGAGAGCAUAAAUCUACUGUGGAAAGAAUACACUCAAUGGAAAAAGAUUUGCACACUUAUAGAAAGCAAAUAGAAAUGUUGAAGGUAGAAAUACUUGAUCAAGAAAGAGAAUACAAGUCUCAAAUAUCAGUCGCUGAGCAGAAAGCUCACGAAAAUUGGCUCCUGGCUAGACAAUACGAGCGCCGUUUAGAGGACAGCAAGGCGGAAUCGAGUCAAUUACGAAAUCGUCUCACACACGUUGAAAAGAAUAUGAACGAUAGCGAUGCUGAUAUGAAGCUACAUCGUCUUCAACAAAACGGCGAGAACAGCAGUGGGAAUUUAGUAGAUCCGGUAUCGCCACUGAUGUUCGCCGGAGGCGUUGGGAUGCCACCGCCACCACUGCCUCCGUUUGGACCACCUGGAUUCGCACCUCCGCCACCUUUUAUGCCGCCACCGGACAUGGCUGCUCCCAAUUCGAGACCGCCGCCUCUGGGUGGCGGACGCCUGUCGUCGCCACCACCUCACAACAGCAGCGGGGCGAAUGCGAGAUCACCACCGCCACCGAUGUCUCCACCACCUAUUUAUCAUGGACUUCCACCUCCACCCCAUCAUCCUCAUCACAUGCCACCUAUGACUUCACGUUUUCAUCCACCUCCGAUGAUGUUCGACGUUCCUCCUCCUCCACCUCCAACGCUAGGUCAUUAUCCUCCUCCGGCUCAUCAUUCCUGGGAAGAUGAUAGAAGAUCAGGUGGUGGUGCCGGUGCCAGUGGCUUUCAGAGGACGCGCAAUUACAAAGGUUCCUUGCAUUCAUCAGGAGAAUCGCUCGACAAAUCUCAUCAAGGAAAGGUGUAGAAAAACAAUAGAAAAUGAAUUUUUUCCCUUUUGGGAAACAUUUUCCUGCAAUUAAAUUACUGAUUUUUUACACUAAGAAGAUAUUUUUGAAUAUAUUAACGAACCUUUUUUAGUGCAAUGCUAGUCAUUGCUCUUUACGAGGAAUUUGGUACUUUGAUUAGUACCGUGUCUGAUUGACAACCGAUAAUACUGCAAAAUUAAUUACGUAUUUGAUAUGAAUGAAAUAAUAACUGGUGAUAUAAUAUUUAUAUAUCGUUCAGUACCGUUGUUAUGGUUUUUUAUUUUAUUUUUAAUUACUUGCAUAGUGUAUUUGUGAUGAUAAUCAAAUGUUGAGUCACGAGCGUAAAACCGCUUGUAUAAAUACUUAAAAGAAUAAGCUUUCAGAUUCGCGUUGGUGUUGAGUUGAACAUUAUAUGAAAAAAAAUGAAUGUAUUUCAGUAUGUGUGAAUGUAUAUAUAGUGAUGAUAUUG